AUGGAGGGCGACAGCCCCCUCCAGGCUGAUGGCCCCAUGGAGGAUGACAUCAGCUCCGUGGAGGCUGGUGGCCCCCUCCGGGGUGAUGUCCUGUCCGUGGUGAUGUCCCCAGGGAGGGUGGUGUUCUUCGGGGUGCCGCUGCACCCACCCCAGGGUGCUGCCGUGCCACCGGGGUUCCCAUCCCCGCAGCACAUUGUGGGGUGCUUGGGCACCCUGGGGGCCGCCUGGCACCUGGAGCUUGAUGCCUUCGAAGCGGUGACUCCCCGGGGCCCAGUGACCUUCACCAACGUGGUGGCCACAGUGGCCCCCGCCCCCCCUCGCCGCCUGCCCCUGCUGCUGUUCCUGGAUGGGGAAGAAGCCUUUGGGGACUGGAGCGUCACUGACUCCCUCUACGGCGCCCGGCAUCUGGCGGCACGUAUGGCCGCCAGCCCCCACGGGCCCCGUGGCACCCAGAUCACUGCCAUGAGUCUGCUGGUGCUGCUGGACCUGCUGGGCGCCCGCCACCCCGCCACCCCCAGCCACUUCUCCCGCACCCACCACUGGUUCCUGCGCCUCGUCGCCAUCGAGCAGCGUCUGCAGCGGCUGGGGCUGCUGCGCGCCCCCCCCCAGGACCAGCCCUUCUUCCGCCUCAGCCCGGCCCCAGGACCCGUUGAGGACGACCACGUCCCCUUCCUCCAGCGAGGUGUCCCUGUGCUGCACCUCAUCCCCAUGCCCUUCCCGCGCGUGUGGCACACCCUCGAGGACACCGAGGACAACCUGCACCCCCCCACUGUGGAGGACCUGUGCAAGAUCCUGGUUGCCUUCGUGGCCGAGUUCCUGCAGCUCUGA
This is a messenger RNA of Nipponia nippon (crested ibis), 828 nucleotides long. The record is from RefSeq and is a predicted model, not a curated record. NCBI's taxonomy places the organism in Eukaryota, Metazoa, Chordata, Aves, Pelecaniformes, Threskiornithidae.